ACCCUAAUUCUAAUUACAGAUCUUGCGGUAGAGACGAUGCAGAAAGUUUGUUGGCCUUACUUUGAUCCUGAUUUCGACAAUCUUGGUGAACGGAUAUACGGUCCACCAUGCAGGGUCUAUAUUGACAAUGACAGCAUUCAAGAUUGCACCGUUGUGAAGGUGAAUAGUGAGAACAAACAAGGGCUUCUUUUAGAAGUGGUGCAAAUCUUGACGGAUAUGAAUCUUAUAAUCACCAAGAGUUAUAUCUCUUCCGAUGGUGGAUGGUUCAUGGAUGUUUUCCAUGUUAAAGACGAGUAUGGCAAUAAACUUACUGAUAAAAGCGUCAUCAACCACAUCAAACAUGCCAUUGGUACGAGUAGGCGAGAAUCCGAUUUUAUAAAGGCUAGUGAAGCGAAUAACAACCCAAAUAACAAUUCCUUGGAACCUCCAUUGAGUGAUCACGGCGAACACACAGCGAUAGAGAUGACAGGGACAGACCGGCCGGGCCUCUUCUCGGAGAUAUUCGCUGCUUUUGCUGACUUACAUUGCAACGUCAUGGAAGCUCAUGCUUGGAGCCAUAACGCUCGUUUGGCUUGCAUUGCCUAUGUCUCUGACGACAAUACUCACACUCCCAUUGAUGAUCCGAGCCGCUUGGCUUCCAUUGAGGACCAUCUCAGUACUGUGAUCCGUGCCACAUCGGAUCCUGCCUCCAACUCUACACACGUGGGUCACAAGGAAAACGAAACGGAUGGGUUUCUUGCGGGACAAGGCAAAGGGUGUAUGAAUAGCAACGUGGAAAGACGGUUGCAUCAGCUAAUGCUAUCAGUGAGAGACUUUGACGAACCGUUUUGUGAGCCUUCGUCAUUGUCCUUAUUGUCUUCCAAGUUGGAGUACUGUGAUCAGAAGGAGAGGAAGACAACGAUAGUUUCGAUUGGGAAUUGCGAAGAGAGAGGAUACUCUAUUGUCACAGUGAAGUCUAAGGAUCGAAGAAGGCUCAUGUUUGAUACUAUUUGCACUUUGGUUGAUAUGCAAUACGUUAUCUUUCACGCCGCUCUACGGUCAGAUGGAGCUGAUGCGUUUCAGGAAUACUUCAUAAGACACAUAGAUGGAAGGGCAUUGAAUACGGAAGGCGAGAAAGAACGGGUGGUUAAAUGCUUGGAGGCUGCAAUAGAACGUCGGGUUUGCGAGGGCGUGAAGUUGGAGUUAUGCGCAGAGAACAGAGUAGGCUUACUCUCUGACAUAACUCGUGUACUCCGUGAGAACGGUUUAACCGUUGUCCGCGCAGACGUGGAGACACAAGGCCAGAAGUCGCUCAAUGCUUUUUACGUCAGAGAUAUUUCCGGCAACAAAAUCGAUAUGGAGUUUGUGGAAUCAGUGAAGAAAGAGAUGAGACCGAUCCACCUUGAGGUCAAGAAUGAAGACAGAACAACAGACACAGUUGGAUCGGAUGAACCGCCAGACUCAGCCGCACCGCAACCGCAACCACAACCACACCGUUUCUCGCUUGGUGACAUCCUUCGAUCACAGAUCGAACGCCUUUCUCUCAACUUCGUCCCAACCAAAUGAUUAAUAGUUAGUAAUUAUGAGUAUGGUAUAAAGAUUUAGAUAUUUU
Molecule: messenger RNA, 1591 nt
Organism: Arabidopsis arenosa
Lineage: Eukaryota; Viridiplantae; Streptophyta; Magnoliopsida; Brassicales; Brassicaceae
Source: the annotation of a GenBank genome assembly